This is a messenger RNA of Neofelis nebulosa (Clouded leopard), 1853 nucleotides long. RefSeq names its product zinc finger protein 182-like. The transcript is spliced from 2 exons. Gene Ontology annotation, biological process: regulation of transcription by RNA polymerase II. Gene Ontology annotation, molecular function: RNA polymerase II cis-regulatory region sequence-specific DNA binding; DNA-binding transcription factor activity, RNA polymerase II-specific. Lineage: Eukaryota; Metazoa; Chordata; Mammalia; Carnivora; Felidae. The record is from RefSeq and is a predicted model, not a curated record. The coding region runs from base 133 to 1074 and encodes 313 amino acids.
CCAAGUCAGAGCUUGUCGGAAUACUGGAAAGUUGACGAUUACAAAGCUUGGCACCAAGAAAUCCAAGACAGGAUUAAAAAAUCGGAACAUGUCCAUGAAACUAAUGCCAGUGGAAAAACAUUCCAAUCCAGCAUGAACCUUGCACCGUUAAAGCAAAAGUCCAGUAAGCAUGUCUCAAAUGGAAAACAUUUGAAACACUCGUUAGGUUUAUUUACUGAGGCUGGAAACCGUGGAAGAAGGAAACCUGGUAAAUUCAAUGGAUAUGAGAAAUCCUUUUUCUAUACCGAACAUGGAAAAACUCGUGUUGGAGCAAAAUGCUACGAAUGUAAUGAUUGUGGAAAAGUCACCAGCAAGAAGUCACGACUCAUCGUACAUCAGAGAACACACACAGGAGAGAAACCAUUUAAAUGCGGUGAAUGUGGCAAAGCCUUUUCCCAGAAGUCACACCUUGUGACACAUCGGACGGUUCACACAGGAGAAAAACGUUAUGGAUGUGAGUGUGGGAAGGCCUUCUCUAGAAAGUCUCAUCUCAUUACACACCAGAGAACUCACACAGGAGAGAAACCUUAUGAAUGCAGUGAGUGCAGCAAAGUCUUUUCUCAGACGUCACAGCUCAUUAUUCAUCAGCGAAGUCAUACAGGAGAGAGACCGUAUGCGUGCGGUGAAUGUGGGAAAGGCUUUAGUGGGAAAUCGCAACUUAUUACUCAUAAGAGAACCCAUAUAGAUGAAAAGCCCAAUAAAUGCAAUGAAUGUGGGAAAGCCUUCAGAGAGAGGUCAAGUCUCCGUAAACAUCAGAGAAUUCAUUCAGGAGAGAAACCAUAUGGGUGCAGCGAAUGUGGGAAAGCCUUCGGUGGGAAGUCACUCCUCCUCAGACAUGAGAAAACUCAUUCAGGAGAAAAGCCCUAUGGAUGUAAGGAAUGCACGAAGGCAUUUAUUUGGAAGUCACAGCUCAUCAUACAUCAGAGGACUCACACAGGAGAGAAGCCCUAUGGAUGUAGCACUUGUGGGAAAGCUUUUUCCCAGAAAUCACACCUCGUGAUGCAUCAGAGAACUCACACAGAAGAGCAACCCUAGAAAUAGAGCGAGCGUGAGACACUUUUAAGAAAAUAAUCACCCUUCUCUCUAUAUCAUAAAACGCAUUUAUAAAAAUCCUGCGAAUGCCACGAGUGUAGGAAGUUCAUUGGCAGGAAGUUCUACUUCCCUGAACGUCAGAAUGCCGAAUUGGAGAGUAAGCCUCUGUGCAGUGAAUGUGGCAAAGGCAGUAGAGACAAGCGCUCAGCAAAUGGUCUAGUCUCAUCAUAAAUCAAGUUAUUCGUAUCGAGGACAAAAAUAAUGACUUAAAUGAAUAUAGGAAAAUUUGUCCAUAGCAAUGUAAAAAAAAAAAAAAAUCAAUUUCCAGGUACGGUAUUGCAUCUUUAAAAAAAAGAUUAUAUAUUCUAAGUGAUAAGCUUAUGAAGCUUUAAAGAUAUGUAUGUCUGUGUAUGAGUAUGUUCAGUAAUCUUGACAGCCAAGUAGAAAGCCUAUUGCCUCAGACAAACAUAGGGCUUAUAUUCCCGAGUAUGGCUACAUCUUGUGAAUUUAUAUAAUUUCAUAGCAUAUGUGAAAUUAAUCUGUGAAUAUGGUAUAUGUCAUGUUUAUAGCACAGCAUCUCUCAAGGGUGCUGCACAAUGUGUAUCGUUUGUCUUGUACCAUAGUAGAAGGUAAGCCAGACCAAAUGAUUUAGUUAGUAUUUAACAAAUAGUUUAAGUUGUAUUGCCACAACUUUUUGGCACAUGCAAAUGAGUUUGGGAACUCUUACCAUGCCCUGUGUUCAAUAACAGAAGCUGGAAUUUUUCAAUAAAAUCUCCUGCCUC